GACACUUCCCUCCACCUCAUGCAAAAUCAUCAAGCGUACUCUCUUCGUUGGCGCCAACCGCAUGGUUGUACUUGCAGGAGAGAAGCACUGGUGCCUUCACAUCUGUACAGCUAACACGAAGAACGCCGCAAGAUGAGCUAUGAGUCCAGCCCGAGGCGCUCGCCGCGCAGAGCCCGACACUCUAUGGCAGCAAUGACGUCCAGCGCUUCAAAAGAGAAUACACCAGCUACAUCAGCUGGUAGCGUGGCGGGUCGCUUCAGCGAUGUUCAUAGCAGAUUUGAUACGAAGGCAAAGUCGAAGAUGAGGAUGUCACUGCCUGCAGCGUCCGCAGUGAGCGUCAGCGUCGGCACCUCUCGACGUCAGCUUGCACCGCGCAAGUCAGCCCUCAAAGCGACGCAGCAGGUCUUUCAGAGCCCCACAGGGCUGGUCGCUAGUCCAAUCAACAGGCCGACUCGCGGGCAAACGAUGAUGAUCUACGGGACGAGUCAAAUGCCAAAUAUUGAUGACAUCUUCGCCGGAUUCAGUCAGGAAGUCGGGGAAUCCGAAGUCAAGACUGCGCCAAUACAACCAGUAUCUCGGGAUCGAGAACCUAGCGAAUCGCAGAAGCAAGCAGGUCGUCCACCACAGGCGUCUGAGAGAAAAAUGGAAGAGGAAAGCGAAAAUGAGCCAAGGCCGAGGAAGCGGAGAGUGACUUUCAGCAGGAGACAAGAAAAGACGGACUUCAUUUCUGACGAGCCAACGAUGAGCAUUCGGCCUGCUAGCGAGUACGAACCCGCCGCGUCUGACACCAGUAACACUCAAAGCAGCGCUGCCCAGGCCCAAGAUCAAGAGAGUGAAGACGAGGACGAUGACAGCGACAGCGACAGCGAUUCCGAUGUUGAGGAGUACAGGAAAGCCAAGCGGAGGGCCGCCUCAGCGGAAAGCUCUGAUAUGGACAUCAUCACAACAGCGAACCUCACUACGUACACGGGCUAUGCUUUCACUGACACGUCUCUGGGCGACGUGGAUGAUGACACAAGGACCAUGGAAUUCACUACUCCUUUCGCUGCUGGAAACCAUCGCGAUUCGAUUGCAGGCGAAGCAAUGGAUAUGGACCUUACAGCUCCAUUCGGAGCAAGAUCCGGCCGUCAAUCCACGGGGAGCGAAACAGUCGACAUGGACCUUGACGAAAGCAGCGCGAGUUUGCAUGAUGACUCGGUGGAAGGAGCUGGAGGAGACCGGACUCAGACGAUGCAGUUCACUGGCGUCUUCCACAGCAUAGGUUGUGACAGCGAGGGAAGCUACCGCACCGAGUCGUCCACUACGGAAGUCCAAGAAGAUGCGGAGCGAGAGGAAGGCGAAGCAAGCAUGGAGUUCACCCAGCCCUUCACUAGCGGCAAGGUGGACGAGGGAGGACUGUCUCGCAUUUCGGAGGAGGAUAGUGCAAUGCUAGAAGAAAUAUCACGACAGUCUGUCACGAUGGAUUUCACAAGGCCAUUCAAUUCGGUCGCUCAAAAACUGCAGCAUACCGAAAAGGUCCGUCGGGAUACGCAGAAGCAUUUCGAGGAACGAGUCGGUGACACCACGCCCGUCAGAGCACCGCGGACUUCUUCCAGCGGCUCACAAACAUCGACGCCCAAUCGUAUCCGCGACAAGAUUCCAUUCGGACACGCCUCACCAAACUACAAGCACUCACCAGCGCGACGGGUGAUGCCCAGUGAAGCAGAAGAGCCGAAGCCUUCCCCUAAGCGCAGCCCACGCAAAGAGAUUGUCGUACCAGCGCAAAGUCGUCAGUCCCUUUCAGCCAUUCCUCCGCAUGUAUUCACGCAGCAACCACGCCACAGUGGAGACAGCUCGCUCGAGUCCGCCAGCAGCAACUUCUCAGCACGAGUGCUGCCAGACAUGCAACUCACUUUGCAGAGCUUCUUGGAUGCCAUGGGGUUGAAGUUUCAGGAUCAGUUGUCCGCGGUUCGACCCCGUGUCGCUCGCCCGAACGACCUCGACCACGGCCGGCUUGGGCCUAAUGUUGUCAGGUGGAGCAAAGUGGCAGCUGGCGGCUCGGUCUUGCUGGAAAAUCUCAGCAGGUCCUGCAAAGAGCUCGAGGGACACAUUGAGACAAGCCGCGAGGCCUUGGCAGAGGUUGCGAACCAAUUCGACGCGCAACCGCCCGCCUAUGCACGUGAUGUCAUGUCCUACCCGCCUGAGAUGGAAAAAGAGAGGAAGCUGAUAGAAGCUCAAUUCAAGCUUCAAAAGCAGUGCGCUCGCGCCCAUUCCGUUGGACAAUACUACGGCUGGCGUCUUGAUAAUGAAUACGACGAAGACACAGUAAAGCGCCUGCAAGCAAACAGACGACGCCUCGACGAAGAUGCGGCAAAGUUGGCUGCCAAGUCAUUGAGGCUUCGCGAAGAAUUGCUGCCGGAGCUGAGAGCGCGUCAUGCGCAGCUCAAGGCUGAGCUGCAGGCAGAGAAGCUGCACCAGGCAGCUGUCGCGGCCAGCGAUCAGGAAGAGCUCGGCGGCAUCCAUGCGGCUAUCGAAGACCAAAUGAACAUGCUUGAAAGCUUCCGUUCUGAAAACAGAGAAGCAUUGGAAACACUGGAACGAGUGCAAGCACGGGUGAAUGAACAGCUCGAGCGCAAGCACGCUGCCGAGGAUGGAAUUGCAGCGGCGCGUUCUGCAUGCGAGCAAAUCAAGGGCUUUACACGGGGCGAAGCUGCUCGCCUUCUGAGCGAGAUCCGGAGCAUCGAGCAGGCGCACCUGUGGACCCUCAUCUCCGCCACGGAGACACAUAUCGCGCUCCUGCACAACAGUGUUAUCGACGUCAAUCUCAACAUCAGCGUUGAAGCGCUUGUUCAGUCUGUGUCAAUCACAUCCCGGGCGUCGUCAGACAGGAACGGUCUAUACGCAUUCGUCACUGAUGCCUUGCAACAUUCUUUCAAAUGCAGCGGUGUCUUGAAGCCCAUGGAAGCCGUGCGGCGCAUCUCCAAUGCUUUCACGGCUCAGCGACACUUGCAGGCUGAAGUUGAUGCAAUGUUAUCCUGUUUCCCGACCGAAGUGGCCAAGCUCAGCGAUGAGGGGGUGCAAGUCAAAGCCAGUGUGCUACUGACCAAGAGGAAGGCGAAGCUUAGGGUGCUGGCGCCUUGCAAGCGCGAUGCGCUGAUCGCCGGCAGCGCCAUCCUUUUUCUGCCCGAGGAGAUCCAGGUUGAGCUGGUCUACGGCUCCGUUGACGCUCCAGCUGUGCAGGCGCAAAUUGCAGACAUGCUGGGCGCUGCUCCUAGCCUGCGAAGCCUUGCUCAAGCUUGUGUCAAGUCCAUUGCCACGUUUGAUGCCUAAAGUUGUACAUGU
Molecule: messenger RNA, 3321 nt
Organism: Tilletiaria anomala UBC 951
Lineage: Eukaryota; Fungi; Basidiomycota; Exobasidiomycetes; Georgefischeriales; Tilletiariaceae
Exons: 6
Coding region: 133-3309 (1058 amino acids)
Biological process (GO): mitotic spindle assembly checkpoint signaling; mitotic sister chromatid biorientation; protein localization to kinetochore
Source: RefSeq, a predicted model, not a curated record